CAUUGGGACGGAACCGAACGUACUUUUUUUUUUUAAUCUUUCGGGUCAACAAGUACCAUGAAACGGUAUUUGAGCAUAAAUACUAUAUCUCGUUGCAUGUGACAUGUCAGUGCUUAUUUGUUGCCGCGAGGGUCGGACACUGUAACGUAGUAGGACGACCUUUCCCAUGAUGCAUUGUACCGCAAGUGGGAGCCAAACGCGGAAGUAUGCGAAGAGUGAGUCGGCGACCCUGCGAGGACGGUCCUCUGCUGGAGGAGCAAGAGACUGAAGGACAGCGGCAGCUUCACGGUCUUCUGCUCCAGCAACUCCACACCCAAGUCGACAUUGACAGAUGUGUAGCCAAGAAGAGGAGCUUCGCCCCGGCUGCACUCUACCGGCCGUUUGGCGAGCAAGCAUCUGGCGUGCGGAGCCUGUCUCAGUUUCAAGCGCUGCAGGAUGACGAGCGGGAGUUGGCCAACCUGCGGGAGCUGGGCCUCACCGACCCCGAGAUUCAGCUGUGGCAGAGCAGGGAUGCCCCUGAAGCACCCGAACAGUUUCACGGCGUUUGCGCCGCUCCCGAUGUCAAGCGGCAGCGGCUGCAGGCCAUCCAGGACAAGAUCACGGCCCGGGCAGAGCUCCUGGCGCGGCCUCAGCGCUUCGCCGCCAGCCAGCCGCUGUCCCGACGUGAGAUGGAGAUCGAGCAGGCGCUCUUCCAGGGCAGUGACCGCCGAGGUUUCCUCACUGCGCUCUACCACCGAGAUGAAAAUAACCAAGAUGACCUGAAGGGGGCGGCAAAAACAGAUCCAAUGGCUUCCCUUUACAAGGAUCUUCUCAGCAAGGAGCCUCAAGGCAGGGAAGCUGACGGACCGUCACGCCUUUCUACAUCAGCGCUGUCACAUGACUCGCCCCGGGGAGCCGACAGCCAAUCAGAGGAAGGCUCGCCGGAACCGUCGGAGUGUCGCGCCGUUCCCCGGCUGGAGAUCGGCCGGCCAAUCGGCAGCCUGCGUGGAUCGGAAGGGGCCGGCUCGGGCCGACCGCUGACCGUCACGGGGCGGGUGGCGACUGUGACAGACGAGGAGAUCCUUGAGAACCGCGAAAGCCAGGAGGGGAUCCGGAGCAUCCCGAGGUUCCGGAACUACCAACCUGGAAAACCCUCCAGAGUAUUGUGCGUGAAGAACUUGAGCCCACAGGCCUCAGUGGCCCAGCUGGUGGCGCUGUUCUCCAGGUUCGAGGGCACCGGCGGCAGACCCCCGCUGCUGUACCGCCUGCUGACGGGACGCAUGAAGGGUCAGGCCUUUGUCACUUUGCCAGACACUGAAGCGGCCCAGAAUGCUUUGCAGCUGCUCCAUGGGUACCGGUUGCUUGGGAAACCUUUGGUGCUGGAGUUUGGCCGCGAGCGAAAGGGAGCCGAUGAUGGGCGAGACGUAAAACAUUAACAUUAAGUUCAUGACGAGUUGAUGACGAAGUAAGACUGACAUUUAUGUAUUUAUCUUUGUAUGAUUAUAAAUAAAUGAUUUGAUUGGUCUUGAA
Messenger RNA from Syngnathoides biaculeatus (alligator pipefish), 1509 nucleotides. It is a transcript of the gene rbm41, whose product is annotated as RNA binding motif protein 41. The record is from RefSeq and is a predicted model, not a curated record. Lineage: Eukaryota; Metazoa; Chordata; Actinopteri; Syngnathiformes; Syngnathidae. Bases 207 to 1415 code for a protein of 402 amino acids. Gene Ontology annotation, biological process: mRNA splicing, via spliceosome. Gene Ontology annotation, molecular function: U12 snRNA binding; pre-mRNA intronic binding. The transcript has 7 exons. Gene Ontology annotation, cellular component: U12-type spliceosomal complex.